AUGUAUUUUGGUCAGUGUUCUCCAUCACAAUGCAUAUACACAAGGCAAAGUCGAUUGAAUUUGUUUUAUACUAUUACUCUCUUCGUUAGUCUUUAUGGUGGACUUACUAUUCUACUUCGCUUAGUUGCGUCAUAUGUCAUAGAGGUUUUAUUUAAAUCGAGACUUAAUUCAAACCGCGAAAAUGCAAAUACAUUCAAAGUGAUUCAAUUAGUAAAACAAUUAAAUUUAUUCAAAAAUAUCAAUGAUCGGACAGAAAAUAGCAUCCAAGAACAAAGAGUUAUCACCCGAGUUUAUUUAAUUUUAUUAUUUGUUUCAACAUGUGUUCUCUGUCUGUUUACAAUAUUAAACAAUGAAAUAGUGAUCAUCUCAGUACCAAAUCCUUCGUUCACAAAUUACAAUUCAUUAAAAAACACACAUUCAGUUGCAGUGCAAUGUCCAUGUUCAAAUAAAACAAUACCACAACAAACAUUUAUGUCAUUUUCUCCAACUUUUCAUCAAAUUUGCUCAAGUGUAUUCGUUAGUGACCUUUGGAUGAAUAUAUUACAGGGUCAAAAUAACAUUGGACUAAAUGAUUGGCGUAGACAAGCAUCUGCAGAAUUUCAAUUAUUAUCUGAUCUCUGUCAACUAACCAAUAAAACGAUUAAGUAUAGUAUUAAUAGAUUUCUUUCACAAGUCGUUAUUGUUUCUUCUGUAAUGGAUGAGAUUGAUUUUAAUGAACAAAUGAAUGCAAGUGUCAAUCAAUUUUAUCGAUCAACUUUGUACAACUUUGAUAUUCAAAAAGAUAUCAUGCGUCUUAUUCUGCAAGUUGAUCGAUUUUAUCUGGCUACAGUGCAUUGGGGUCAAAGCAUGGAAGCUCCUGAUUUAGUCGUAAAUACGGUAACAAACAAGACAAAUAAUUAUUCCACACAAUAUGUAUGUUAUACUUUUUCAACAAUGGGAUAA
Molecule: messenger RNA, 942 nt
Organism: Adineta ricciae
Lineage: Eukaryota; Metazoa; Rotifera; Eurotatoria; Adinetida; Adinetidae
Source: the annotation of a GenBank genome assembly